Aspergillus terreus NIH2624 is the source of this 1407-nucleotide messenger RNA. RefSeq names its product putative MFS transporter. Gene Ontology annotation, biological process: transmembrane transport. The coding region runs from base 1 to 1407 and encodes 468 amino acids. Lineage: Eukaryota; Fungi; Ascomycota; Eurotiomycetes; Eurotiales; Aspergillaceae. The record is from RefSeq and is a predicted model, not a curated record. Gene Ontology annotation, cellular component: membrane. The transcript is spliced from 8 exons. Gene Ontology annotation, molecular function: transmembrane transporter activity.
AUGUUCGACAAGCUCAAGCUAUCCAUCUCGGAGAAAGCCAAAGAGGCACCGCCAGAAGCAGUGUCGAAAGACGAUGUCGAGACCGGUCAGAUCGAAUCGCUCGACGAGGCGGAGCUCUUCCUGCAGGAGCAUGGCAUAACCAACACGCAGCUACAGGAGAUGUUGAACGAUCCGGAGAAAUCAAAAAAGCUGAGACGUCGUGUCGACCGGAUCCUGCUUCCUCUUUUAUGUGGAACAUAUUGUUUGCAAUAUAUCGACAAGCAGGCUCUUUCGUAUAGCGCAGUCUUCGAUCUCUUUUCCGAUGCCAACAUCAGCAGUGAUCAGUACAGCUGGCUCGCUAGUCUGUUCUACUUCGCGUCGCACCAGAAUCCUGCUAACAGUGCAGCUCCAAUCACGCCCUGCUUCAUGAUGAUCGUCGGCAUGUGGUAUUUGCGUCAGGAGCAGCCAUUCCGCGCUGGAUGUUUCUACGCCUGUAACGGUGUUGGGUCAAUGCUUGGCGGUCUCAUCACCUAUGGAAUCGGCCAAAUGGACAGCUUCCCUGUCUGGCGGGGAGUGUUCCUCAUCUGCGGUGGUAUCACUGUUGUCUGGGGUGUCAUCCUGCUCGUCUUCCUGCCCAACAGCAUCCUCACAGCAAAGCGCUUCACCGUCGAGGAGAAGAUUCUCCUCAUCGGGCGAGGAAAGCAGAACCAAACGGGCAUUCUCAACCGCAAGAUCAAAUGGUACCAGAUCCGCGAGGCGCUCAUCGACCCGCAAAUCUGGCUCCUGUUCCUGUUCACCCUGCUGAAUGAGACCAUCAACGGCGGAGUUGCAAAUUUCGGCAAACUCAUCAUCAAAGGCCUCGUCUCCAGCCCCCUCCUAACCACAGCCCUGGGCAUCCCUCAAGGCGCAUUCCAGGUCUUCUUCGUCCUGUCCGGCGGCUACCUCUCGUCGCGCUUCAAGAACGCCCGAACCAUCAUCAUGGUGAUGUACCUGUGUCCGACGAUCAUCGGGAUAUGUCUGCUCUGGCAGCUCCCGCGAAGCAACCGCUACGGCGUGCUGUUCGGCUACUACAUUCUCGGCGCAUAUGUCUCCUCGCUGGUAAUGGCUUUGCAGAUGCCUUCGACCAACACAGCCGGCUAUACCAAGCGGGUGACAUCGACAGCGUUUGUCUUCCUGGCCUACUGCAUCGGCAAUAUCAUCGGCCCGCACGCGUUUCUGGCGGAAGAAGCGCCCAUCUAUCAGACGGGGUGCAAGCUUAUCCUGGCGUGCGCGUUGUGUCAGAUCGCGUGUACUGUUGCCUUGCGGGUGCUCCUGGUUAGUCGCAACCGUCGCAGGGAUAAGAUGGGACUGCCGGCUGGGGAGCAGCAGGAAGAGGUGAUGGAGGAUUUGACGGAUUUUGAGAAUCCGCGAUUCCGAUAUGUUUUGUAA